AUGCGGCACGACGUCGAAACCCGACCGGGCAAACCACCGCCACCCCCGUCAUGGGCCUCGAUACCGAACAAGUUCCAACUCUUCAUAAUAUGCUCCGUGCGAGUGGUCGAUUUCUUCCAGCAGGCCGCCCUGCAGGCCUACAUGUUUUACCAACUCAAGUCCUUCUCCCCUUCAGCGCCGGACAGCCAAAUAUCCUUCGAGGCCGGUGUGUUGCAGGGCGUCUUCACGGCCGCCCAGGUGUUCACAGGCAUAUUGUGGGGGCGGGUGGCUGAUUCCCCGUCAUUUGGGAGAAAGACCGUCCUUCUAAUCGGGCUGACGGGACAAGCAUUGAGCUGUAUAGGCGUGGCGUUUUCAAGAAGUUUCCCUGCAGCCGUGGUUUGGAGAUGUCUGGGUGGUGCCGUUAACGCAACCGUGGGAGGAGCAAGGACGGCAUUGGCAGAGAGUACCGAGAAGAAAUACCACUCCCGAACAUUCCUGCUGCUGCCUCUGGCGUGGAAUAUCGCCAACAUCUUUGGCCCGCUGUUUGGUGGGAUGCUCUCCGAUCCCGUGCACAACUAUCCAGGUCUGUUUGGAGAGAACUCGACCUUUGGCGGAGCUCAUGGGGUCUCAUGGCUGACGACGUUUCCCUACGCCGCCCCCAACCUGUUUUGCGCGCUCGUGCUCUUUACAGAUGCACUGCUCGUGUGGAUGGGUCUGCGAGAAACACUGGGCUCCCGGAAAUACACCCGUGACCGCGGCAUCGAGAUCGCCGAGAACAUCACCUACCGCGUCCGUACCAUGGUCUUCCAGCGGUUCGGGUACAGCCAGCUUGGCCAAGUGGAUGUCGCCCCUGGUCCAGAUACGGUGGACGAUGAGAACAUGCCCUCGAGCACGCCGCUGGAACCACUGCCACCCAAGGAAGGCGAGGGCGCCAAUCCCUCUGCAACCUCGUCAAAGACACCUCCGAGGCCAUCUGAAGCUCCCAAAUCAGCCCCUCCAUUCUAUCAUGCCAUCACUUCCAAUGUCCUCCUCGUCCUGGCAACUGUUGCCAUUAUGGACUUCCAGAUGGGUGGCUUCGCUUCACUCUGGACGAUUUUCCUUUCCUCGGCCCGAGCCACCGACGAGGAGAAGAACACUGUUCAUCUCCCCUUUGUCUUCACGGGUGGACUGCAAUUUAGUCUGCCUACCAUUGGUCUGGCAAUGUCGAUUCUGGGGUUCGUCGGAAUCAUCCUACAAUUGACAUUAUAUCCGAGCAUCAAUGCGCGAUUCGGCCUUCUCCGCUCCACCCGCUGGUCUCUGUUCGUGUUCCCUGUGGCCUACGCCCUAGCGCCAUACCUGUCGCUCCUCAUCUCUCACCCGUUCGUGCUCUGGAUGGGCAUCGUCGUUGUCGUGGUGCUCCAGGUCGCCGCGCGAACGUUUGCGAUCCCGGGCUCUGUCCUGCUCAUCAACAACUCCAGCCCCAGUCCCGCCAUGCUGGGCACCAUCCACGGCAUGGGUGCCGCGACAUCCAGCGCGUUCCGGACGAUUGGACCCAUCGUCGCGGGUCAUUGGUAUGGCCAAGGCCUGGAGAAGGGUGUGGUCGGCUGGGCGUGGUGGUGGUUGGCGCUGGUGAGUCUUUUCGGUGUCGUGCCCAGUUUCUGGGCCAAGGAUGGGAAGUAG
Molecule: messenger RNA, 1638 nt
Organism: Fonsecaea nubica
Lineage: Eukaryota; Fungi; Ascomycota; Eurotiomycetes; Chaetothyriales; Herpotrichiellaceae
Exons: 1
Coding region: 1-1638 (545 amino acids)
Biological process (GO): transmembrane transport
Molecular function (GO): transmembrane transporter activity
Source: RefSeq, a predicted model, not a curated record